Hyposmocoma kahamanoa is the source of this 3019-nucleotide messenger RNA. RefSeq names its product GAS2-like protein pickled eggs (gene pigs). Gene Ontology annotation, molecular function: cytoskeletal adaptor activity; microtubule binding; actin filament binding. The transcript has 5 exons. Gene Ontology annotation, cellular component: microtubule plus-end; stress fiber; cytoplasm. Gene Ontology annotation, biological process: microtubule bundle formation; actin crosslink formation; protein localization to microtubule plus-end. Bases 229 to 2565 code for a protein of 778 amino acids. The record is from RefSeq and is a predicted model, not a curated record. Lineage: Eukaryota; Metazoa; Arthropoda; Insecta; Lepidoptera; Cosmopterigidae.
GUCGCCGGCAACAGAGUCAGCACAGUCUACCCGCGACCCUCACGACGACCGCAUGUGCCAACCGGUCGAAAAUCGACAAAUUCGAUGCAACGCUAAAGCUUCGCGAUAUAAACAGUGCUGUGCGGUUUGAUAAUAGGAUUUUAUUAGUGCUGCGCCUAUUUGGGCCAUCAGGUCUCUUUCAUUUACAAAGAGCCAGUAAUGUCCACAUAAAGCAUCGAAAACAGCACUAUGGCAAGCACCGGUGCAGUGUUACUGGAGGCUCGGCCCUUCCGGCCGUUCAAAUCCUCGGAGGAGUACCUGUACGCGAUGAAAGAGGAUCUCGCCGAGUGGCUGACGGUCCUAUACCCUGAGCUCAGGAUCAACGCCGAUAACUUCCUCGACAGACUUGACACGGGCGUGGCUUUGUGCAAGCAUGCCAACGCAGUCCGGGACUCAGCACGACAGAUCCUCGACUCUCCGAUUCCAGAAUCCGAUGACGCCCUCAAUCUGGCCAGGGAACUCUGGAAACGACAUCCAGUCAACAUGCUGUUAGCAGCCAAAGCGGGCACCUUCUUUGCCAGAGACAACGUCUCCAAUUUUAUAGACUGGUGCCGCAAAGCCCUUGGUAUUCUAGAAUGCCUUCUCUUUGAAACAGACGACCUUUGUCUUAGAAAGAAUGAAAAGCAUGUUGUUCUGUGCCUUCUGGAGGUUGCAAGAAAAGGAGCAGUUUUGGGCAUGCCCGCUCCACUACUAGUUCAGAUGGAGAAACAGAUUGAGAGAGAAUUGGCUGGAGAAGAGCCUAGACCUGACGAUUCGGCCUUGGGACUAGUUCCCUUGGGGCCUCAGCCGCAGCUGGUGACCAAUGACUUGAGGAGCUUAGACGAGAGAGUUAGAGAUUUGGUGGAGCGCUGCUCGUGCCCAAUUCAGUUUCCUAUGGUGAGAGUGUCUGAAGGAAAGUACAGGAUUGGAGAUACCAGACUGUUAAUCUUUGUCAGGAUUCUCCGUUCCCACGUAAUGGUUCGUGUUGGCGGCGGUUGGGACACACUGGCUCACUACUUGGACAAACACGAUCCUUGCCGCUGUCGCGCUCAACAUCGCACUUCGCUGUCUGCCCGCCUCGUUCGCCGCAGGCACGACUUGGCCGGCGCCACUGUCACUUAUGAACGCCCAGACCCUGGUCCAACCUCCCUUCCCUACACCAAAACUGAUAAAUACGAACCUAUGUCUUUGCAGUACCAUUCUAAGCCAAUCGAAGAACCGCGAAGUUCUUUCUACAACGAAGAGCCGCGCUCAAUGCAAUAUCAAUCUAAUCAAAGACUUAGCGAACAACCGACCAGCUUACCUUAUUUAGGGGAUUUGGACAGAUCUGCUUCACCGAGCAGGAAGCAUUUGGCUAACAGUCCAGGGAGGAAGUCCUCUUCCCCGGAUAGGAGGUCCAAGGUUGUGCCGUCAAACCAUCUAGUACCCACUCCCCAUUCUGUGAGAAAUAAAAGCCCUCGACCAGGAUCUCCUGCUCCUGCCGGUGAAAGUGCUUCGGAUAACGGUUCAGAGGUGUCUGAUGAGGGAUAUAGGAGCCUGGGUGUCGUUGCUGGAUCAGCGCAAGGGUCUCCAUCAAUCAAGACAAAUAACAGAUACUCCUUGCACAGUCAGAACUCUGUGGAGGACGCAGAAUUAAGUGAGCGUCUCGACCAGGACGAUGGCUGCCACAUGGACAGAAACGAACGAGUUGACGAUCACGUGAGUCUCAACACCGGCCUUCGCAAAACGGACUUCUCCGACACCUUCUACGGAAGCCGAAAGAUCAUUAAGGAAGGAGAAAAGUCAGCCAGAGGCAGCCCUGACCGAGUAAUUAGCACCGAAAACAAUGACUCUCCUAGUAAGAGCCUAAAACCGAACAAGGAGGCGACAGAAUCGCCAACUAAGACAGUGAGGAGUCGACAAGCCAGUCGCAUACCACAUUCGCCUGUCAGAAACAGGACUCCAAGUCGUGGAAGUACGCCGAGCCCUAAGCACACUCCCAACCCAGUUCAGACAUCACCUAAACUAACUCCAAGGCUUCCUCCUGCGGCCAGGAACACGUGGAGCGGCAGGACUGCUCCCAACCAAGCGAAGACUAAAGCCAGACCCACAAUCGGAGCUGAUACCUUCGAAAAUCCGAAUAAAUCUCCCAAAGCUAACCCUAAGACGUCUCCUCAAAACCAAGCUUUCCAGAGGAAUUCGCCUUUGAGAGCUAGUAGUGCCACUCUUAGGUCUCCUCCGAAUCAGAAACCUCUUAGUCCUUUAUUGGAACAUUUUCUCCGAUCAACAGAAACUGCGAAGGACGACGCUAGCAUAUUAAAAAAGAUGAAGGAAAUCAUCAAAUCUUAUUCAAAAGGAGAGGAGUCCUUAUCCAGGGCUAGCUCUAAAGAUUCUGACUAUGCAGAUUUCACGUCUGCAUGGGUGAUGUCCGAUGGAAAGUUAGAAAGAUCGACUAGUACGAGGCAGCUGGCUGCCCCGAGAAAAGAUCAAAGGAACGGGGCUUCGAGAAUACCAGCACCAGUCUCUAUUGGCUGCAGGAGAUCUACGUCCACUUCUCAGUUUCAAUGACAGGGUUCCUCUCAGGAUAGUGAGGAUUACAGUGACAAGUGACAGGCCCACAGUGAAGACUGGCUUCAUGGAGCAGACAAGAGACUUCGUUGAGGUUUGGAAGAUUACAUAACGGGUAUAUGUGGUUGUGUUGAUGGCCAAAAUCGUUGGAGACUGCAAUUCUAGAUAGGUUUUCACGUGAAGGUGUCACAGAACAAUGGAAAAGUGAUAGCAAAGUUCAGAGUAGUUUGGCAAUAAUUAGUUGGUACAGAAGUUUCCUGAAGGAAUAUAAAUUUUGAAGUAGCGUACUUCGAGUGGCAUUAUAAUAUUGAGAUUGUUUUAAAAAUAAAUGUUAAUCGACGACUCUUAGAUAGUAUAUCGCAUAUCGUUCUGAAAGUAGAUAUUCUAGCACUUUUUGGAAUUUUAAUCUUUGAUAAAUGACAAAUUAUACUACUAUAUAGAAUACCAUUUUAUU